AGAUUCAAAAUAUGGUUUGUUUGUAUCUCCUCUUUGCACAACAGAAGACCGUAAGCCCAGAGAGAAAAUAGGUUAAGGUUUGUUAGAACUCAUUCUAACACAGGAAUAGUCAUUCCUUUGUGGUUAGACUGACACAACUAGUAAGUGCUCUUGCUUGUGAGAUAUAAUUUGAUAUUUAGUGGGUACCUACUUGUUCAACAGUUAGAGUUGCUUACCAGCAGCUUGACGAAGAUGCCUCCUCGUGGUCGGCAAGGUCGCCGUGACCAUCAAUCUGGUGGUGCAGCUGCAGCAGCAGCAGGUGUGGAAGCAGCAGCACACCCUUACCCCUUCUUUGAAGAGGGUCGUGCUCUCAAAGACCUGGAACAGAAAGCUGUGAACCUGGAAUUUGAAAGAGCAGCGCAAAGAGGCCGCCGGAAGACUCGCAAUCUUGUGCUGAACGUAAGCCGCCUACGCUACCCUAUUUCUGUAUCUGGAAACGAAGCAGCAUCACUGCAAUGUUUUUCGUAGCGAGAAGACAAGAUGCAUAGCUUCUAGAUGCAUAGCUUAUGAAAAUCGGUUAGGUGCAGAUUGGAAACAAACAGUUCUAAAAUUUUGACAGUGAUGCGGCACUCGAAGACUGUAUUACACCUUUUAUUGUCUUUUCCAGGUUUGGGAUUUGAUCAUCGCACGGAAGAACGGACGGGCAGCGACUGGGGGACUUGACGCGAACGUCAAGCGGCAAAUCCUCGAGUAUGGAGGGGAUCAACCUGUCGCGCUGACAGUGGCGCCCCGAUUCCAUCCGCAACGACUAGCGGAGAAAACGCGCGCCAAGCAUGCAGAAUUCUCGGAGAAAAUCUUAGAGAAUAUCAUGCUGGAAUGCGAGAAGGCGGCGUCGGAAGGACAUAAAUCCGUCUGGGUGAAUUGUAACGCCAAAGGGAUGAACAGCAUAGUGCCUGGAGCUACAAAUUGGACCAAAAUUUUCGAAGUUUUGCCUGGAUUGAAAGCCGCCAUCGUUGACGCGGGCUUCUCGCUCGAGUUUAACAUGAACAUUAAUUAUAUCAGUAUCUCCUGGCCACUUUGAACACCGACCGAGGGCUUGUCAGGGUUUGCGGCCAGGAUUUGUUGCCGUCAUCUUCUGGAGGUGGAGGCGUUUACUCGAGCUUGUGCCGUUCUCGUCGACCAUGGCCGAUCGAAGACUACGACACUGUAAACUUUUGUGACGAACAAGAUCAACACGGUAACGCGGUUAUUUAACGCACUUCCGAAAUGAACACGUAAGAUUAUAGGCAGUUGUAUUCGGACUUCUUUUACACAACAAAUAAUUGCAAGUGAAUGAAAAACUUCCCUCCACCGCAAUCGUGCACAGUUCUCAUGACUACAUGCCUGCAGCUACGCCCCAUUCAUAAGGAACCCGCCAAUUUCUUUCCGCAGACUUUGUUAUCUGAAGCUGAACAAGAAAAAAACCAUAGACGCACAAAGUAACUUAGAAGCAUUUGCAGCGCCCUCCGAAGAAAGCGAC
Molecule: messenger RNA, 1498 nt
Organism: Amoebophrya sp. A25
Lineage: Eukaryota; Dinophyceae; Syndiniales; Amoebophryaceae
Source: the annotation of a GenBank genome assembly